UUUACGAAUGUAGAGGUUUUUGCUUUUGACCAUACUUCCAAAAUGGAGGAAACGAUGCAGAAGAUUUUAAAAGCGCAAGAUACAAGGACACAACUAUAUAAAGAAUUUGAGGAGUCAUUGAAGGCGAACCAUGAAAAAACAAUUGGAUUAGAGCAGAUGGGGAUCGUCGUCCAACUGGUAACAGAAGGUUUAAAUGAGGUUUCUUUGGAUAUCAGAAAGCUUCAAGCGAAUUUGAGUAGCCCUCAAUUACAGGGUUAUGUGGAUCAACUGCAAGGAUUGGAGCGAUCCAAGCUACAGAAAACAAUAAAAAUCGAACAGUUAUCCCUAUCUUCGGAAACCAGAGAUCAUGAUUCAGAAAUUGAACAGUUGAAAGCAGAGAUAAAUGCUAUAAUUUCGAAGAUCAACGAUACAAUCCAGUGUAUAAAGGACGAACUCUGAGUUAAUAUGAUUUGGCUUUCCUGGGCAUAUUCAACUAGCCAAAAAAUGCGAAUUAAAGAAUCUUCUGUCUACUGUCUCAAUAAGAUUCAAAAAAUAAAACCAAAGAAAAAGAAAAAGAUUUUAUUUGGUUCGGUAUAUUCUACUCAAACAAAUCUACAAGUAUGGCAUUAAUAAAAGAAGUAUUCUGAAAAGGCCGAAACGAAAUUUUAGCAUUCUUUUCUCACAUUAAUUGUAAGCCUUAAUGGGACUUUGCAAUAUUCCAGGAAAUGGUUUAUAAAAGGUAUUUUUGGUUACGAGGACGUGUAUUCACUAAAGAAUGAAUUGGAGUGUUCAUUCCAUAUUUAUGCAAGUUAGAAAAUAAGGAGAUUAUAGAUUUUAUUCUUCUUUGAAAGCCAUAAUUCUUGCAGGACAAAAUUCAGUAAAUUGCCAUUGGUUACCAAGCAUGACCUGAUGAAGAACAGAUGUCAAUGGGGUAUAUCUCUGGUUAAAAGGUUUAAUGGUUUUGCGGAAGCUAGUUAAUAGAAAUAAGAAGACCAUCUGGCCCUGUUCACGCUUUUGUAGGAAUUGAAUAUUGA
Molecule: messenger RNA, 1013 nt
Organism: Schizosaccharomyces cryophilus OY26
Lineage: Eukaryota; Fungi; Ascomycota; Schizosaccharomycetes; Schizosaccharomycetales; Schizosaccharomycetaceae
Exons: 4
Coding region: 43-438 (131 amino acids)
Source: RefSeq, a predicted model, not a curated record